Messenger RNA from Ananas comosus (pineapple), 3010 nucleotides. RefSeq lists its product as uncharacterized. Gene Ontology annotation, molecular function: fluoride transmembrane transporter activity. Lineage: Eukaryota; Viridiplantae; Streptophyta; Magnoliopsida; Poales; Bromeliaceae. The record is from RefSeq and is a predicted model, not a curated record. The transcript is spliced from 7 exons. Gene Ontology annotation, biological process: fluoride transmembrane transport. The coding region runs from base 584 to 2422 and encodes 612 amino acids. Gene Ontology annotation, cellular component: membrane.
UUUUUUUCUGGAAAAACAGUUUUUCAUCGUCCUUUUCCGAGGGAUCAAACACCCACUAAAUUAACAUCAUCGUGCUCAAGCACCAAAUGAAUGGUGGGCUUGUCGAAGAUGGUUGUUAGUUCACGCAUCGCUUCUGAUUGGUCCAUUCACGUGCCAAAAAGUUGCCAUUUUUUUACGUAGUUUUCCUAGGAGAAAGUGGACCAUUUUCUUGGUUUAAAAGUAGAGGCUUGGAUUAAUAUGAGGUUUCUACUGUAAUGAGAAGGUGGUUGGUGAGAUUUUAGUUAAAUAGUGUUAGUAAUUUUUUCGAAUUACCGUACUCGGAAAAGUGUUUUUAGCAAAUGCUCCUGUUCGACAAGUGUUCUUUUUCUAUUUUUUUUUUACUAUCAGAACAUUACUUUGAGUAACUCGGUAAGACAAGCAUUAUUUUGAGUCACUUGUUAAGUACUUCAUCUCUUUAAUUCUCUGCGUCAAUAUUAUUUAAUUCUGCAUGUUUGGGCUUGUUCUAUUGCUACAAACACACCAUUUGGGUAGUGGUAUUUCACUUUGAUUUCUUCUUCCAGAGCCAUCUCUUCCCAUUAGAGACAUGGAAUCAGAUCAGAAAAGAGUGCCUGAACCUUCUAUUUCAAAUGCUAAUAGACAGGGCAAUGACCUUUCUGCCUCGAGACCGCUCUGGAGUCCGAGUCACUUUGCUGCAGAAAGUGUUCCGUAUGUAAGACAGGAUUCGGUCAGUAGGAUAAGUAAGAGCGGUUCUUCGCAACGGAGUUCUGCAAGUCUUUCACGCGAGACGGGUGAUCAGACACUAAGCAAGAUCAGGCUUUCGCACGAAUUGGCCGACGAGAUUCUUGAAGACGUUGAUAGUUCGGUUAUGGCGCAAGUCGGCGACAGCGGAGUUCGUGUAGUUGAAGGGGAGAGCAUAAGAGAGGCCAGUCGCCGCUCUUAUUCGAGAGCACUUAGUCGGAUGAAUUCCAUAGUGGAAAGUGGUAGGUACGCAAGGCAGGAUUCGGUCAGUAGAGUAAGUAAGAGCAGCUCUUUGCAGAAAAGUUUGUCGUGUGGCAGUGAUCAAUUGCUGAAUUCGAUCAGGCUUUCGCACGAGUUGGCAGACCAGCUGCUCGGGGACAUUGAUAGUUCUGUUAUGGCACAAGUUGGCGACCGAGGAGAUCGAAUAGUCGAAGACGAGGAGAUUAAUGAAAAUGGGAGCCUGGAUCUGGAUUAUGCAAAGAGAUCGGAGGACAAAGCUGGCCCCCUCCCAGAUGAUGCUCUGAUAAUAUUGAACGGCACGCGGUCCCGUGAUAGUUACCGUUUGUCGCCUGUGUCUCCGUUGGUAGAAGAUAUUGUAUCUCCUAUCCCAACUGCUCUUACCUUGGGUGCAAUGAAGGACCAUACACAACUUCUACAAAGUGCAUCCAUCAAGGAUAAACCUUACAAGCCACCACGACGAUUGGACUAUUUUGCCUACAUUGUUCACUUGUCCGUCUUUGGAUUUCUCGGGGUACUUACGAGGUACGUACUGCGAAAGUUCUUUGGUCCGAACAUUCUCGCUCUCACAUCUGACGACUCUCCAUUGUACCUUGAUCUUCCAUCCAAUAUACUCGGUUCGUUCCUAAUGGGAUGGUUUGGGAUUGUAUUCAAGGCAGAUAUACGCCAAAUAUCUGAUCAUGUCGUAGUUGGAUUGACAACUGGUUACUUGGGAAGCCUCACCACCUUCAGUGGGUGGAAUCAGGAAAUGCUUGAUUUGGCCUCCAAGGGCCACUGGGUUUACGCGGUGGCUGGAAUAGUAUUAGGGAUGUUUAUUGUCAAUGAAUCCAUAAAUAUAGGGGUCGAAUCAGGCGAGGGACUUCGAAAAUUGUUUCUAAAAUAUUUUGAUGAGGAUUCAGGAGGCAGAAAAUUUUUGAAACAUCUGAGAGUGGACACUGGCGCUAAGCAUGCAGUUGUGAUGACAAUGAUGGUCUUGAUAUUGCUCGCACUGUGGUUUCUAAGUGGAGCAUUGGCCAUAAAAACGGUGCAUGACCUCAAAAGCGGCGCUGUUCUCUGGUUGGGUUGCGUGGUUGCCCCACCAGGCGUGUGGGGCCGUUGGCACUUGGCCAGGCUUAACGGUGAGGGGAUCGGAAAGAGACAACUUCUCAAAUGGCUUCCAAUCGGGACUUUGGCGGCCAACGUUCUUGCAGCUUGCAUUAUGGCAGCACUUUCGACUAUAAGCAAUGCGGUAAAUACAAAGAAAUGCAGAACCGUUACGAGCGGAAUCGAGUUUGGAUUUCUCGGCUGCCUGAGCACUGUUUCUACCUUCGUUGCGGAAGUGUAUGCAAUGAGGCAGAGUAGACAUAGUGGGAGAGCCUUUAUUUAUGCAACAGCGACCAUCCUUCUCUCAUUCGCAAUGGGAACUUUGAUAUAUUCUGUACCAGUAUGGACGAAACACUACAAAUAGCUUAUGCAAUCUCUUGCUAUGCGGGGCACAUGCAGUGUUCCAGGGCAGGCGCACGAUGAUGCACCGUCACGACGAAGCUGAAUCACCGUUGAUUUACUUCGUACCUGAACUGCUGAUUCGUCUCACUGCUUUUUUUUGAGAGAAUGAUUCGUCUCACUGCUUUGAGUGUAAUUCCAUGGGCAAAAGAUGGUUUUUUCGGUGUCAGCUUUGCAGAGAAGCCAAACAUGUUUCUGGUUUUAAUUUACUGAGUUGGAUUUCGGGUAAACAAAUUUUGUCAUGCCGAAACCAGAGUCUAAUGCUGAACUUAAUGACCGUCGGGUUUGUUGUUUAUGAUCCAAACCCAUAAAUCUGGGUUGGAUUUGAAUAAGCAGGGUGGAUUAGUUGGGUCACACCCUCGACAACGGUUUGCUUAGUAAAUACUUUGCUGUUUCUGUCAUUAGUGUAAUUACUUAGUAUUUACUUCCCAGUGGCGAGGGGGGAUUUAGCUUUACUAAGUUUUGAUGUUUGCUCCGUUGCGUUGUAUCUAAGAUGUGCGCAGAAAAACAAUAUAUUUGGAACUAAAAAAUAAAGAUCUGUUUAAUCAGGGAA